AUGAUAGAUGAUAUAAGUUUACUCAAAGAAGAUAUUUCAAACUAUAUGUAUAAGAUAUUUGAUGCUCUUGGAUCAACAGAAUUUUCAGUUAGUCGAACAAAUCAACUUAUCAACCACUUGGAAAGGUUACAAUAUGAUUUUACUUGUCGUGGUAUUGAAUCUCAAAUUUACUGGUUAUUGAACAAAUAUUCCCUCUCAGUUAAUUAUUUGAAAAGCUUUCAUUCUCCUAGUCAUAUUUUUAUAGAAUUAUUGUCUGAUCUAUGGAACUUUAUCAAACAAACAGAAUUCUUACUGAUCAAUAGUUGUGGUCAAAAUAGAACAAGUGAAUGUUUAAUGCAAACUUUAUACCCAAAUAAAGAUUGGAACGAUAAUAAAAUCACUUUUAUUAUACCUGUUAACGAGAGUGAUUGUACAACAUCUAUUACUUUGCAAUUGGCCAGUGAGUUAAAUUCUAUAGUGUGGAUGUACUCAAGCUUAAAUAUUGGAUUACAUAUAGUCCAGUUACUUCUGAGCAUAAAUACGUAUGCAAAUGUUUUACCAAAUAUUUCAUGCAAAAAGUGGUCUUUAACUCUGCCCAAGUUUAUUCGAAUUCUGGGACCUUGUUCAAAAGCUUCUACACAACAUGAUACUGGAUUUUUGCUCAACGAAACAAGGAAAGAUGCGAAUAUGAAUGGUUCUCAUACUCACACUCAUGAUUUCAUGUCAACUGAAGAUGAGGAAAUAUCGACCAAAACGUUAUUUCAUCCCUCGGGUUUCAUCAAAGAGUGUAAAGAUACUCCGGUACUUGAAAAACAUUUUAAAAAGAAUGUAGAUAGUUUAAAGAUAAGAUCACAUAAGCACACUAACGGUUUAAGAAGAUAUUUCAAUAUUAGAACUACAUUACGACCUUGCGACACUAAAGUGUCUUGUUGCUGUGCUAAAAAAUCAUUCCUCUUUGGACCAGUUGGUUAUGUGUCUAACUUAAAAUUAUUGAAAGCAUAUCAAAGCUUUCAUUUAUAUAGUAGGCCAAGUGGAAAAGAGCCUGAUAAUUUACUUGACAAAGCAGAUUCUAUUGAAAAUACGAAUAUUGGCUGGAAAUUAAAAGAUUCAUCAAAGCAACAACCAUAUGUUAUUUAUAUCCCUAAACUUAACUUCAAAACGAAAAGGCUAAAUGAAUGUAAUAAGUUCCAAUAUUGGCUGAAAAAAAGAUGGCCGUUUUUGGACGCUUUAAUAUACGAUGCUAAUGACAAGGAGGAUAAGAGGAUCAACCACAUGCACAAAAUUUAUUUAUUAUCUAUUUUACGAUGUAUCUUUUUUUUAAGUUUUGGUUACAUAUUAAGUAGAAUGAUAACUUUAAUUAUCAGAAACAUUUUCUCUACCAGCGUUAUGGUAGAAGUUGAGUAUUUAACAGUUGAAAACUAUGCAGAAGAUUCUUGGAUCAACACAAAGCAUAUCAAUGAAGCCUAUGAAAUUUUACAAGAGGUUGAGAAACAGGCAGAUAUGUUUAUCAUGAUAACAAUUGUUAUAAGUACUUUAAUUUCGUCACGUGUACGUUGUUUAUUAUUAUUAGUUAUACCGACAUUUGGAUUAACAGUUGGUCAUAUACUCUUUGCAAAUCAAUUGAUACACACGUCAUUUAUUGGACCAAUGACAUCAAUCGAAUACAACCUGAAAACAUUGAGAAAUGUUUUCAGUUGUUUAAACGAACAUAUGCAUAAUUUUUCAAGGGUUUCUGAUAGGUUCAAUUACACUGAUUAUACGCAUUAUGAUGCGAGAAAUUCAUCAACUGACUUGAUUCUAUCCUAUGGCACAUCAAGUUAUUUACCCAUUUCUUUAAAAAUGUUGCGAAUAAUGAAUGAAGCCGGUAGAGAUUUGAGUGAAGCAGUUUCCGAGUAUCAAUACAAUUUACCUUCGUUGGAUAAAUUGACUGAUAAUUAUAGAAACUUAACAAAUAUAUUUGAAAAAUCUUAUUCAGAAUUUGAUUUUGUUUCAAAACGUUUUCAAAGCGAAGCUAUAAAACUUUCACAUGAAAUGAAAAAAAGAUUUCAGAAUAAAAUUGAAGAAUUUAAAUUUAAUGCUAAAAUUUAUAAAUCAAAUAUAGUUACCUUGAAUCAGUUUAAUAUGAAUACAAUAGAUAUUGAAAUGAAAAAUAUUCAAUUUGAAUAUGAAAUGUUCAAUUAUUUACUUCAUAAAUGUAUAGCUUUAUAUGAAAGAAAAUUUUCUAUUUGUUUAAAUACAUCACAAGUGAUUUGUAAGACAUUGAUGAAAAAUAAUACAUUACAAGGUGUAUGGUUUAAUGAUCUAUGUGCUAAUUAUUAUCAACCUGAAGAAUUUUGUGAAUUAUAUAAUUAUAUGAAUGAAUUAAAACAAAACUGUAUUUUGGAUACAAAAACCAUUGGACUAGAAUUUGGAUUUAGUAGUUAUCUUACAGAAUUAUAUGAAUUACUGGAAAUGUUAAAAAAAUCAGUCAAAGUUGAAAUACUAAUAAAUAACAAUGAAAUGAACAGUGGAGGUGUCCAAUGGAUAGAAACAGAAAGAGAAUUUAUUGAUGAAAUACAAUAUAUUAAUAAAACCAUAACUCCCAAAGUUAAUAAUUUUUUAAACUCACUUAUAUUAGUGACUACACUGUUUAAAUCAAUCUUUAUAUUACUUAUCUACCAGGCUCAUAAAUAUAUUUCAAAUUAUUUAUUGAAUCCAUACUCUAAACUAAAAUAUCAAUUAACUGUUAGAAAACAUUUAAAUGAAAACAAAGAGAUAGUAUUACCUUUGAAAUUUAUUCAUAAGCUUUUUAGUUUAUUGAAUCAUUUCAGUAAUAUAUGGAUUAUUAUUAAAAAUUCAUUGAAAAACUUAUUUCCAGUUAUAAUCUUUGGAUUAUUAUUCUUAUGUGUAUUUUAUUUAGAUUUACAAACAUAUUAUUUAGUGAAUUUACUAGAUAUACUACUAUUAAAUAAUAUAAAAUUUAAUUAUAACAUAUCUGACCAAUUUUAUAGAGUUGUCAUAUCUAAUUAUACAACAAAGUUGAUUAAUACUAAUAUUGAAAAUAACUUUGUAAAAUCAAUUGAAAAUGGUGUAUUUAAAGAGAUAAUAAAAGGGAUAUUACAAAAUAUUGUACAGUCAAGCUACAGGCUUUUAAAUGGUGAUGAUGGUGAUGAUAUUAAACAAUGUCGCAGAUAUGGACUUAAAACAGAUUCAAAGUAUAAUAAGCAAUUUUACACUACAUGGAUAAUAUUCAUGGUGUUAUCAGUCACAUCAACUGGUUUAUUAUAUAUGCGUCAUAGAAUUGUAGAUCUUUUUUAUCCAGAGCAUACAAAACAUCGUAAAAUAACUUUAUCCAGUUAUUUAUUAACGCAAAGUUGUAAUUAUCCAGCUGAACUAUGUCAACAAACUUUUGAUCAUGAAGAAAGUGGUUGUUUACCAGACGAAAUAGAAAAUUCACCACAACUAUCAUUUUUACGUAGAAUAUGUUCAAAAUUCCUAUAUCUGUUUGGUUUCAAUAGCGGUAUCUGUCCUAUAUGUUGUGGUCAGUUUCAACCAUAUCAUAAUAUAGUAUAUCCUAAAGACAAUGCAACAAUUUGUCAACAAUGUUUACUGACAAUUAUGAAUGAAGACAGUGAAUAGGAAACUUGUUUAGAUAAUAAUUUAAAACAACUGUUUAUUGAAAAAACAAACAUUGAUCUGUUGAAUAAGGAUUUAAACUUAGCAACUAAAACUAAUUGUUCCUGAUGUAAACAAUGGUGGUGUUUCUUAUAUUCGUCAUGUGAAAAUUAAUGAAAGUUAAAUAGUCC
Molecule: messenger RNA, 3764 nt
Organism: Schistosoma spindalis
Lineage: Eukaryota; Metazoa; Platyhelminthes; Trematoda; Strigeidida; Schistosomatidae
Source: the annotation of a GenBank genome assembly